This is a messenger RNA of Penicillium robsamsonii, 2100 nucleotides long. RefSeq names its product putative acyl-CoA synthetase. NCBI's taxonomy places the organism in Eukaryota, Fungi, Ascomycota, Eurotiomycetes, Eurotiales, Aspergillaceae. The transcript has 4 exons. The record is from RefSeq and is a predicted model, not a curated record. Bases 1 to 2100 code for a protein of 699 amino acids.
AUGUCCCCGCACCCCCAACAGACCACCCACUCACAUUCCCUUCACGAUCCAGAAACAUUCUGGUCUUAUCACGCGGCCAGACUCCACUGGCACCGCAAGCCUUCACGUGCCCUAACUCGGCAGACAAAAUCCCUAAACGGAACCGAGCAUGAGCACUGGUCGUGGUUUGCCGACGGUGAGAUCUCCACAACCUACAAUUGUGUCGACCGACAUGUGCUCGCAGGUCAUGGAGACAACGUUGCAAUUGUUUGGGAAUCACCAGUUACCGGUGUAACGGAGAAGUAUACCUAUGCCUGUCUACUUGAUGAGGUUGAGGUCCUUGCUGGUGUAUUGAGGGAGGAAGGGGUACAGAAGGGCGAUGUUGUUAUUAUUUACAUGCCAAUGAUCCCCGCGGCCUUAAUCGCCGCGUUAGCAAUAGCCCGCUUAGGUGCAGUCCACGCCGCUGUCUUCGGUGGUUUCGCCCCGCAAGCUCUAGCACAGCGUAUCGAGGCCGCGCGCCCGAGAGCUAUAAUGACAGCGUCAUGUGGAAUAGAGGGAUCCAAGGGGCCCAUUUCUUACCGACCGCUCGUUGAGGGCGCUGUCAAGGCAAGCAGCUUCAAGCCGAGCAGGAUCAUUGUCUGGCAGCGUGACCAACUGCGUUGGAAUCAGCCCGAUAAGCGUGGUGGACAGCGUAACUGGCAGAGGCUCGUUAAGAGUGCACAGUUCCGUGGGGUUAAGGCUGGACCUGUUCCCGUCAAGAGUACGGACGCGCUUUAUAUUAUUUACACAAGUGGAACAACCGGCCUCCCCAAAGGUGUCCUCCGCGAAGCAGGUGGACACGCCGUGGGUCUGGAACUCUCGAUAAAAUCCCUCUUUGGGAUAAAAGGUCCCGGUGACACAAUGUUCUGCGCAUCAGACAUAGGCUGGGUCGUCGGGCACUCGUACAUUCUCUAUGCGCCGCUACUAGUCGGCGCCACAACGGUCCUGUUUGAAGGCAAGCCCGUCGGCACGCCGGACGCAGGGACAUUCUGGCGCAUCGUUGAGAAACACAACGUGAAUGCGCUUUUUACGGCUCCAACUGCCAUGCGAGCUAUCCGGAAAGAUGACCCAAACGACCAGAUUAUCGGCGAGGUUGGGAAACGUGGAGGAUUGAAAUCUCUCCGUGCGCUUUUCCUCGCCGGUGAACGUAGCGAGCCGAGUAUUGUUCGCUCAUACCAAGAUCUGCUUGGUAAGUAUGCAGCAGACGGUGCGCUUGUUAUUGAUAACUGGUGGUCAUCGGAAUCCGGAUCCCCGAUUACGGGUGUUGCCUUGAAUGGAAGUGCUGCCCUUGCUAGUCUAGCAUCCGGGCCAGAUCACUCGCCCCUCACGCCCCGUCCCGGCUCAGCAGGCUUCCCAAUGCCGGGCUUUGACGUUCGCAUCGUCGAUGACGAAGGCAGUGAAGUCGUGCCGAGCACAAUGGGUAAUAUCGUUAUGGCGCCACCACUCGCCCCGUCGGCAUUCACGACCCUCUUUGAGGACGAGGAGCGGUUUUACCGUGGAUAUCUCAAGCGGUUUAAUGGCCGCUGGGUUGAUACCGGUGACGCGGGGAUGAUUGAUAAGGAUGGAUACGUGCAUGUUAUGUCGCGGAGUGACGAUAUCAUCAAUGUUGCCGCGCAUCGGUUCAGUACUGGAACCAUUGAACAAGCCAUCCUCUCACACCCAUCGAUCAGCGAAGCAAGCGUCGUCGGCAUCCCCGACCCCCUUAAAGGCCAUCUUCCCUUCGCGUUCAUCCAGCCCAAAGCUGGCGCAAUCCCUGGAGAAACCGGACCUCUUCCGGCAGCACCCAGCCCGCAGUUAUUUGCUGAGGUUAACGCGCUGGUCCGCGAGCAGAUUGGGGCUAUUGCGUCGCUGGGUGGGAUUAUACAGGGCCGGGGGAUGAUUCCUAAGACGCGGAGUGGGAAGACGCUUAGACGUGUACUGAAGGAGCUUGUUGAGCUUGGGGUAAAGGGGGAGUAUACGGCGGAGGUUAGUGUCCCACCCACUGUUGAGGAUGCGGAGGUUGUCUCUGUUGCGAGGGAGAGGGUUAGGGAGUAUUUCGAGGAGAAGGGGAAGGCGAAUGGGGUCGGGAAGCCGAAGCUUUAG